Molecule: messenger RNA, 3541 nt
Organism: Paramuricea clavata
Lineage: Eukaryota; Metazoa; Cnidaria; Anthozoa; Malacalcyonacea; Plexauridae
Source: the annotation of a GenBank genome assembly
AUCACAAACAGAAUACUGGGGUUUCCACGCUAAGAUGUAUGGUGGAAUUGGCUUUCUGACUUUUGAUUCAAAAGUUAAAGUAGGAAGAAAAGGUCUCUCUGUUAGCCGAGGCAUGACCAUACGGGUCCAUACCAAGCGACUUGCUAUUUCAUUAUUUUUCUUUCCAAAGAUAAAAAGCAGAAGGAUGUCAAAAUUUUUGAAAUUUUGCCAGACGUGCAUUUUCCGUUAUGUUGCGAGAGAGGGGAGGCGAGAACAUGCGAAGAUCAUCAUGAUUUUUGUGAGUGUUUGGCCAGGAAACCAACGGCACCAGAAAAAGUGAAGACGUUUCAAAGUCUGGCUCAUAAAAAGUAAGUUGGAUAGGUAAGGUUGAUUUUUGGUGGUGAUGAUAAUGUUGCUGAUGAUGAUGGUGGAGGUAGGGAUAAUAAAGGUGGUGAUGAUGGUAAUGAUAGUAAAUGAUGGUGGUGUGAUGGUGGAGAUGAGGAUAGUAAUGAUGAUGCUGCCUCGAACUCUAGAGGAUCAUGGUGUGAUGAUAAUGGUGGUGAUGUUAACGAUAAUGAUAAUAUGGUGAUGAUGAUGAUAAUGAUGAAUCAUGAUGAUGAUGAUUGUGAUGAUAGUGAUGGUGGUGAUGGUAAUCAUGAUGGUGAUGAUGACGAAGGUGGUGAUGCUGACGAUAAUGAUGAGAUUGUGACGAUGAUCGUGGUGAUGGUAAUCAGGGGUGGUGAUGUCUAAUCUUUCCAAAACAACCUUAUUCUCGAAUGUUUCUGUGUUGGUGUAAUGUACUCAGGUGAAUAUGAUGUUUGUGAUGUUACUCUGAGUGUAUAUCCACACCGGUCAAGCUUGAAAAAUAUGCCACCGUGGCCAGGCAUAUUUUUCAAGCUUGCCCGGUGUGGAUAUACACUCAGAGUAACACCCGCCACAAGCAUCAUAUGUGACUGAGUACAUUACACCAACAAAGAAAACAAAUCAUGAUUACUAGAUUACAUCGAUAUCGAAGAAACUAGACUCAGUUCCGAAAGCACAUACUCGCACCGACCUGACCGCUCAGUUGGCGGAGCAUUGGGCUAGUAUUCCAAAGGUCGUGGGUUUGUUUCCCAUCGUGGCGAGGCAUAUUUUUCAAGCUUGCCCGGUGUGGAUAUACACUCAGAGUAACAUCACAAGCACCAACCUUAUUCUCUUCUCUCAGAUACCACGAGGAUUUCUCAGAACUUAUCCCAAAUUUACAAGAAUCUUACAAAAAUUCGAAGAAAUACUUUUUCCAUGGCUACCACACUUCGGUAUUCCGUGGCUAGAAUGAAAGGAAAGUAUAUAAAAUGCGGACGCCAAAGAGCUAUAGGACCACUAUAGAGCCGAAAUGGGCAGAUAAUGUGACCGCGGUUAAUUUACGAACGAUUGUAGCUUAGCAAAAACACUGUUGUUAGCUUACUUGUCAAUAUAACAACUAAACGAAGUCACUGAAAAUUAUAUUAUUCAAACAAGUACACGAAACUAAAUAGCUCUGUCAGUUUUAAACAGAAUUAUCACAACAGGAGUAAAUCUAAACUAAACUAAUUUUAUUAUUACCCUAGAUAGAUAUCAUAUCUACUCUGACUACUCAGUUCUAAACUGCCCUCUUUUCCGUUUCCACAAUUCCGCGUUUCAUCCCUUUUUCCGUGUUUUAUCCCCUACUCCGCGUUUUAUCUUUCCGUUUCUGGUUCUGAAAAGCCUGAUUUGCAGGCAAACCUCUGCAGGCAAAUAGUAGCCUGCGUGGCAGCCAUUGGCAUUGUUUAUUACAGUAAAUAUAUAAAUACUUUUAUUCUUUAGAAUUUAGGAUCAUCUCUAAUAUUUCUAUUCACUGAAUCACCGGUAAGAUUUUUAUAUAUUCUAGAAAAGCUAUGUAUUGUAAAAAACAUGGCAAAUCAACCUGAUACGGCUUCGUCAAGCGACCUUGAUGAAUUCAGUGAUGGCGCCUCUGAGGAAGAAGCUUGGGAGGACAGAAUACCUCAGUGCAAACAUUCAGCAGUUCAUCACAGCUUUUACCAUGAAGUUAGUUCCGAAAAUAUUGGAGAAACUAUCAAAGAAAGAAUUCGUAGCAAAAUAGAUGCUAGAACGUGCUUGGAAUUUUAUUUGGACGACGAAAUCUCGAAUUUAAAGGAACAGAUUCAUAUCGUGAAAACUCGCCCGAAAGACAAAUGGCCUGAGCAUAUGCGUUUAGCUGUUUUAAUAUACAAUACAAAAGAAGCUUUGUAUUUAGAGGAUUUAGAGAAGCGUUUGGAAGUCGCGGAAGGGAAAAAAGAUGAACGAUUACAGAACACUCCAAACUAUAUGACAGAAUCGCUUGACAUAGUAACAGCUGAAGUAAUGUUGAAAAUUAACGGCGUUGUUCGUAUUCAACGACAUGCUAUUAAAGGCAAGCGUGCACAUGGCUCAGGAACGGGUAUUUUAGUCAGACUGAAUUGGUCACAAACUCAGUAUACAGUUAAAAAAAGCGAAAGCGAGGAUUUUGCCAUUUUGACAAACAACCAUUUAAUAGAAAACGAUUCUGAACUUAAUGGUUCAACAGUUGAUUUUUUCUACAAUGCUGCAGCAGGUGAUGCAGACCCUCAUGGUCAGGGUGUUGUUACCAAAAACGUGACUAAGGUCAUAGCGUGGUCCCCAAAGGCGCCUUCUGGGCAGGAAGCUGCUGAUGAGUGUAUGGAUUUUUCCAUUUUGAAAUUUGAUAUGGGUACAGACGAGGAAUUUAUUAAGACCCUGGGUGAGGUUGCAUUGUAUCUGAAUGAAUUUCUUCAAAAUGAUUUGCCAACUACGCCACACCUUGACUUUCCCAUCCCCCUUCUAAUCAUUGCCAUUAGCCACCCUCAUGGCAGCAACAAAAGAAUAAGCUUUGGAUCAGUCGAGGAAGAGGAGGUACGAAAGUUACUGUGUAAAAAAGAUACUGACAAAAGAAUAAGCUUUGGAUCAGUUGAGGAAGAGGAGGUACGAAAGUUACUGUGUGGAAAAUCUGAUUCAGUACCAACCAGUAUACAGUAUAAUUUAACCACUUGCCAGGGUUGUUCAGGCUGUCCUGUCCUAGCAAUUCAAAUGGAUGCAAAAGGAUAUCUAAGAGCCGCUCUUCAGUUCCUGCAUUUUAGACAAACGAAAGGGAUUGUUGUGCGUAAACUGUAUGAGACAUGCAAAGCAAACGCUGACUUUGCAUGGGAAUAUGGAUUAUUUGGUAGUCCAUUAGUGUCUAGGGAAAUGACAUCACAAACACCAACUGGUCUAGGGUUUGUAACAACAGAAAGACAAUGUUUAUGGCAUUAUGUGGAUAUGUAUUAUGAGGAUACGGAUGAUGAGGACACAGAGGAGGAUAAGGAUGAUGAGGAUACAGAUGAAUAUAAGGAUGAUGAGGAUGGAUGACGAGGAUAUAGAUGGACUACAAUAACCAUGCAACAAUGCCAGGUAAAUUAAGAAGCUAUGAUUUAAACUUCUUUCCUUAUCCCUAAACAGCUAAAUCUUCAGUCACAGUUCUGUCCUAAAAGUUAGUAUAGAAAAUAUAUAAAAAUGUUUGCUUCAGUGCAAGCAA